AUGACUCAACUAUCGGGAAGUGCAGACAUAAACUCCAAGUACAUGGACAAACACGAAAUCGUGUGCGACAUGGGGGAAGGGUUUGGUAAAUGGAAGAUGGGGCCGGACGAGGAGAUAAUGCCAUUGAUCGACGUGGCAAACGUUGCCUGUGGGUUCCACGCGGGCGAUUUCAAUAUCAUGCGCAAAAUGGUGCAGUUGGCCAAGCUGCACGGUGUCAAAGUCGGUUCGCACCCUGGUCUGCCCGAUAAGAUGGGGUUUGGCAGGAGAAAGUGGGACAUCCCUGCGGACGAGGUAUAUAACAUGGUGCUGUACCAAACAGGCGCAUUGAAGGCGUUUUUGGACGCGGAAGGAAUGCGUCUGAACCAUAUCAAGCCACAUGGCGAGUUGUAUUUUUACGUAGAGAGGGACGAGAGCAUUAUGCGGGCGGUACUGCAAGCGGCGAAGGUGUUUGGGGUGCCCGUAGUGGGCGCGAAAAACAAGCGGUUCGAACAGGUGGCUCAUGAGGAGGGGGUAGACCUGAUCCAAGAGUUUUACGCGGACGUGGACUGGAACGGCGAGGGCCGUCUGGUCCCCGUGGCGGAAUCGCGCGCCAAAACCCCGAGCAUCAUCCACGACGCGGUUUUGCAGGCAGGCACGACGGACGCAACAACCACGUUCGACAACAAGCCGCUAGCCCUGAACUUUGGCGCCAACCCAAUCUUGCUGUGCUUGCACUCGGACAUGCCCACGGCCCUAGGGAACAUCACGGCGGCGCGCAGUGCAAUCGACGAGCUGAACGCGCGCGCAGCGCACUAG
This is a messenger RNA of Lachancea fermentati, 795 nucleotides long. The record is from the annotation of a GenBank genome assembly. NCBI's taxonomy places the organism in Eukaryota, Fungi, Ascomycota, Saccharomycetes, Saccharomycetales, Saccharomycetaceae.